AUGGCUUUAGAAGUUCUUGAGGCUCUUGAUUCAGCUCGUACACAAUGGUACCAUGUAACAGCCAUUGUAAUUGCAGGCAUGGGAUUCUUCACAGAUGCUUAUGAUCUCUUCUGCAUUUCAACCGUUUCAAAGCUCUUGGGACGGUUAUAUUACUUCGAUCCAACUACAGGCAUACCGGGGAAGCUCCCGCCGACGAUUAACAAUAUUGUCACCGGUGUGGCACUUGUCGGAACACUUACCGGACAACUAGUCUUUGGCUACCUUGGAGACAAACUAGGACGCAAAAAAGUCUAUGGCAUCACACUUAUUCUCAUGGUUGCAUGUGCCAUUUGCUCCGGCCUUUCAUUCGGUUCUUCCGCAAAAUCCGUUAUAGGAACCCUUUGUUUUUUCAGGUUUUGGCUUGGAUUUGGUAUUGGUGGAGACUAUCCUUUAUCUGCGACCAUCAUGUCGGAAUACGCCAACAAAAGAACACGAGGCGCUUUCAUAGCAGCGGUUUUCGCAAUGCAAGGCGUUGGAAUUAUCUUCGCCGGAUUCAUUUCAAUGUUUUUUUCAGCUGUUUUCCGAUCAUAUUACAAAGCUCCAAUAUUCUCAAAAGACGCAGUUUUAUCAACACAACCAGAAGGUGAUUUAUUAUGGCGUUUAGUUCUCAUGAUCGGUGCUGUUCCGGCUGCAAUGACAUACUAUUGGAGAAUGAAAAUGCCUGAAACCGGUCGUUACACAGCAAUCAUAGAAGGAAACGCAAAACAAGCAGCUGCAGACAUGGCUAGGGUUUUAGAUAUCGAAAUCAUAGCUGAACAAGAUAAGUUAGCUGAAUUCAAAGCGGCGAAUGAUUACUCUCUUUGGUCUAGCGAGUUUUUUAACCGCCAUGGACGGCAUUUAAUCGGAACAAUGAGUUGUUGGUUUUUGCUAGACAUUGCUUUCUACAGUCAGAAUUUAACACAGAAAGAUAUUUUUCCUGCAAUGGGACUCAUUGAUAAAGAUUCAGCCAUGAAUGCUAUUGAUGAAGUUUUCCAAACUUCACGUGCCAUGUUCAUCAUUGCAUUGUUUGGAACUUUCCCUGGUUACUGGUUCACCGUUUUCUUCAUUGAAAAAAUUGGAAGAUUCAAGAUACAGCUAGUUGGUUUCUUCAUGAUGUCUUUCUUCAUGUUUAUUAUUGGUGUGAAAUAUGAUUACUUGAAACACGAUAACAAGAACCUUUUCGCUCUACUUUACGGGUUAACGUUCUUUUUUGCUAACUUUGGGCCUAAUAGUACAACUUUCGUGUUGCCGGCGGAGCUGUUUCCGACGCGGGUGAGGUCGACCUGUCACGCUCUCAGCGCGGCGGCAGGGAAGGCCGGUGCUAUGGUUGGUGCAUUUGGGAUACAAUACUAUACCUUGGAUGGUAAGCCAGGUAAGAUUAAACGUGCAAUGAUGAUUCUGGCUGUGACUAAUUUGUUAGGGUUCUUUUGCUCUUUCUUGGUUACUGAAACUAAGGGAAGAUCUUUGGAAGAGAUUUCUGGGGAGGAUGGGAGAGAGAGUGAGCUUACUGCAACACCAAAUGAUAGGGUUUCGGGGACUCAUCAGGAUUCAAGAACUGAGAAGAUGUGA
This is a messenger RNA of Lathyrus oleraceus (garden pea), 1587 nucleotides long. RefSeq names its product low affinity inorganic phosphate transporter 4. NCBI's taxonomy places the organism in Eukaryota, Viridiplantae, Streptophyta, Magnoliopsida, Fabales, Fabaceae. The transcript has 2 exons. The record is from RefSeq and is a predicted model, not a curated record. Bases 1 to 1587 code for a protein of 528 amino acids. Gene Ontology annotation, biological process: phosphate ion transport; transmembrane transport. Gene Ontology annotation, cellular component: membrane. Gene Ontology annotation, molecular function: phosphate transmembrane transporter activity.